GAAUUCUCGGCCGCACGCCCUACGCCCCGCCCCUCGGAGAACGGCGCCGAGAUUCCGACCAAUGAGCUUUAUGUUAAGCGCCGCCUACUGGCCGGCAGCCCCGCCCCUUGGCCGGCGGAGACGCGCUAUUUGCGUUCUGGUGUGGGGCCCGCGCUUAAAGGGACCGCAACGUGCGCGCGCGAGGACUCGGCGAGCCUUGAGGUGGACCCAGGAGGUCAACAGGAGGAAUCUAUAAGUCUUGAGGUGGACCCAGGACGUCAGCAGGAGGAAUCGCCGAGCCUUGAGGUGGACCCAGGAGGUCAGCAGGAGGAAUCGGUGAGCCUUGAGAUGGGCCCAGGGGGUCAGCAGAAGGAAUCGGUGAGCCUUGAGGUGGAGCCAGGAGGUCAGCAGGAGGAAUCGGUGAGCCUUGAGGUGGACCCAGGACGUCAGGAGGAAUCGCUGAGCCUUGAGGUGGAACAAGGAGGUCAGCAGGAGGAAUCGGUGAGCCUUGAGGUGGGCCCAGGGGGUCAGCAGGAGGAAUCGGUGAGCCUUGAGGUGGAUCCAGGAGGUCAGCAGGGGGAAUCGGUGAGCCUUGAGGUGGACCCAGGAGGAGGUCAGCAGGAGGAAUCAGUGAGCCUUGAGGUGGAUCCAGGUGGUCAGCAGGAGGAGUUGGCGAGCCUUGAGGUGGACCCAGGAGGUCAGCAGGGGGAAUCGGUGAGCCUUGAGGUGGACCCAGGGGGUCAGCAGGAGCAGUUGUCGAGCCUUGAGGAGGUCAGCAGGAGGAGUUGGCGAGCCUUGAGGUGGACCCAGGAGGUCAGCAAGGGGAAUCGGCGAGCCUUGAGGUGGACCCAGGAGGUCCGCAGGAGGAAUGAGGAAUCCGUGAGCCUUGAGGUGGACCCAGGAGGUCAGCAGGAGGAAUUAGUGAGCCUUGAGGUGGACCCAGGAGGUCAGCAAGAGGAAUCAGUGAGCCUUGAGGUGGACCCGGGAGGUCAGCAGGAGGAAUUAGUGAGCCUUGAGGUGGACCCAGGAGGUCAGCAAGAGGAAUCAGUGAGCCUUGAGGUGGAACAAGGAGGAGGUCAGCAGGAGGAGUUGGCGAGCCUUGAGGUGGAUCGAGGAGGUCAGCAGGAGGAAUCAGUGAGCCUUGAGGUGGAUCCAGGUGGUCAGCAGGAGGAGUUGGCGAGCCUUGAGGUGGAUCGAGGAGGUCAGCAGGAGGAAUUAGUGAGCCCUGACGUGGAUCCAGGAGGUCAGCAGGAGGUAUUAGUGAGCCUUGAGGUGGAUCCAGGAGGUCGGCAGGAGGAGUUGGCGAGCCUUGAGGUGGAACCAGGAGGUCAGCAUGGGGAAUCGGCGAGCCUUGAGGUGGACCCAGGAGGAGGUCAGCAGGAGGACUCGGCGAGCCUUGAGGUGGACCCAGGAGGUCAACAGGAGGAAUCUAUAAGUCUUGAGGUGGACCCAGGACGUCAGCAGGAGGAAUCGCCGAGCCUUGAGGUGGACCCAGGAGGUCAGCAGGAGGAAUCGCCGAGCCUUGAGGUGGACCCAGGACGUCAGCAGGAGGAAUCGCCGAGCCUUGAGGUGGACCCAGGAGGUCAGCUGGAGGAAUCGGUGAGCCUUGAGAUGGGCCCAGUGGGUCAGCAGAAGGAAUCGGUGAGCCUUGAGGUGGAGCCAGGAGGUCAGCAGGAGGAAUCGGUGAGCCUUGAGGUGGACCCAGGACGUCAGCAGGAGGAAUCGCCGAGCCUUGAGGUGGACCCAGGAGGAGGUCAGCAGGAGGAAUCGGUGAGCCUUGAGGUGGACCCAGGACGUCAGGAGGAAUCGCUGAGCCUUGAGGUGGAACAAGGAGGUCAGCAGGAGGAAUCGGUGAGCCUUGAGGUGGGCCCAGGGGGUCAGCAGGAGGAAUCGGUGAGCCUUGAGGUGGAUCCAGGAGGUCAGCAGGGGGAAUCGGUGAGCCUUGAGGUGGACCCAGGAGGAGGUCAGCAGGAGGAAUCGGUGAGCCUUGAGGUGGACCCAGGACGUCAGCAGGAGGAAUCGCCGAGCCUUGAGGUGGACCCAGGAGGUCAGCUGGAGGAAUCGGUGAGCCUUGAGAUGGGCCCAGUGGGUCAGCAGAAGGAAUCGGUGAGCCUUGAGGUGGAGCCAGGAGGUCAGCAGGAGGAAUCGGUGAGCCUUGAGGUGGACCCAGGACGUCAGGAGGAAUCGCUGAGCCUUGAGGUGGAACAAGGAGGUCAGCAGGAGGAAUCGGUGAGCCUUGAGGUGGGCCCAGGGGGUCAGCAGGAGGAAUCGGUGAGCCUUGAGGUGGAUCCAGGAGGUCAGCAGGGGGAAUCGGUGAGCCUUGAGGUGGACCCAGGAGGUCAGCAGGAGGAAUCAGAGGAGUUGGCGAGCCUUGAGGUGGACCGAGGAGGUCAGCAGGAGGAAUUAGUCAGCCUUGAGGUGGAUCCAGGAGGUCAGCAGGAGGAAUUAGUGAGCCUUGAGGUGGAUCCAGGAGGAGUUGGCGAGCCUUGA
This is a messenger RNA of Nanorana parkeri, 2469 nucleotides long. RefSeq names its product golgin subfamily A member 6-like protein 6. NCBI's taxonomy places the organism in Eukaryota, Metazoa, Chordata, Amphibia, Anura, Dicroglossidae. The transcript is spliced from 9 exons. The annotation marks the transcript as partial. The record is from RefSeq and is a predicted model, not a curated record.